This is a messenger RNA of Botrytis sinoallii, 1638 nucleotides long. RefSeq lists its product as uncharacterized. The transcript has 8 exons. Gene Ontology annotation, molecular function: methyltransferase activity. The record is from RefSeq and is a predicted model, not a curated record. The coding region runs from base 202 to 1500 and encodes 432 amino acids. NCBI's taxonomy places the organism in Eukaryota, Fungi, Ascomycota, Leotiomycetes, Helotiales, Sclerotiniaceae.
AGCACGAGAGCUUGACGGGGAAUAUAUCUUGUGGAUUUUGGUUAGCUGAUUUACUUGGAUACUUUAUCGGUACGAUUGCACCGGCCGUUAAAGAGGCCGUUUAUAUCUCGGAGAUCUUUUGCACACGAUCAUAUAAGCGGAAAUCUGAUAAGGCUUGAACGUACAACGUCCUGAUUUUUGUACUUAUUUUUUUUGAAAGAUAUGGAAGGGUCAAGUGCGGAUCUGGAUCCAGAUCAACAAUUCCGAUCGAUGAACGAUACUGAAGGUGAACAAUUGGAUUUGAUGUCAAACUCUUCAAAUAUCCAGGGAGCCAUCUCGAGGCCGAAUGAAACCGAUGUGGACGCGGUAUCUUUAACCAACCUAGAUUCAACAGAGAACAUCCCGUCUACUAACAUACAUUCCAAUCAUAACGUGACGACUGACAUUCACACAUCCUCAUAUGGCCAUCAUGGUAGUGCAGGAACAGAACCACAAAGAGCCGAUGCACCGGGAUUGGAGGUAGAUUCUAUACAGUCUUCAAAUGAUAGUGAUGCAGAUUCCGCCAUGGGUGAUUCAUUCAUGUGGGCAGGAUUAAGUUCUACAGCUUCUAUACGAGACAGUGUGUACGAAUAUGUAGAGGAAAAUGGACGGACAUAUCACGCAUAUAAUUCGGGAAAGUAUAUUCUCCCUAAUGAUGAUGCCGAGCAAGAGAGAUUGGAUUUGCAACAUCACUUGUUCUCUUUGUUGUUUGAUGGAGUAUUACAUCUUGCUCCUCUUCCCUCUGAACUCCACAAUGUUUUAGAUAUUGGAACUGGAACUGGCUUGUGGGCAACAGAGUUUGCCCAGAAAUAUCCUUCAGCGCAAGUAAUCGGCACAGAUCUCAGUCCAAUUCAACCGAUCUAUGUACCUCCAAAUUGUAGUUUCGAGGUAAACGACGCAGAAGAACCCUGGAACUACUCUCAAAAAUUCGACUAUAUCCACGGCCGGGCCAUGGUCUGUUGUUUCAGUGAUCCCGCCGGCGUAAUAAAUUCUGCCUACGACUCCCUUCGUCCCGGCGGUUACUUUGAGAUGCAAGACCCGCAAAUGCCUAUAGUAAGCAUUGACUCUUCGAUAAACGGCACCUCUCUUGAAGAAUGGGUUCGAGUAUCAUGUCUCGCCGCCGAGCAUCGCGGACGUAAAGUAACAAAUUCAAGACACUACGGAAAAUGGAUGGCCGAGGCCGGGUUCGUGGAUAUCGUUGAGAAACAUUUCUUUUGGCCGUGUAAUCCGUGGGUCGGAGGGGAGAAGGAAAGGUUGCUAGCAAUGUGGACGCAGCAGAAUUUGUUGGAUGGUAUUGAAGGAAUGACGAUGAGGAAUUUGACGGCGGGGUUGGGGUGGACUCCCGAACAGGUAGAAAUGUUGUUGGUGGGUGUCAGGAAGGAUCUCCAAAAUAAGAGGAUUAAUUUUUAUGUUGAUGUGGUCGUCUUUUAUGGGAGGAAACCAGGACCGGUGAAACUGGAAAACGGGGAUAAUUCCGAUUGAGUGUUUCAGUAUUAGCCAUGUGUGAUUUUUUCAUUGCGAAACUUGGGAGUGUACAUAUUUCUAGUGUACAUCUAUUUCGUGUUACCAAGUUAUUAUCCUGGGUUGGCUGUGCGGGUGAGAUUUAUGGCAAGAAUCUAU